CAUAUGAACUCUGGAACCAGAUAAAAGAAAAAGAAAAAAAAAAGAGAACAAUAUCAUCAUUUGUGGUCUCAAGACAGGCAUUAGAGCAGAAGAGCUGUGGCUGCUGGACGAUUUAUGCUUUCUUCCAUCUCAGAAUUAUCUGGGGCAGCUGAAGUUGUCUCAGUUCCUGAGUUUCUGAUGUGGAUAUCAAGAGAUGGGUGAGGGACACCAGCGUCUGCCCAGGCGGGAAGGGAUACAGGAAGGGGUGGUGUGUUCUAUUAGGAAGGAAACAAUCAUCGUUGACUCCGUGUCUCCUGGGAGGUUGGCCUAUGAAGUCCUCAAAACAAGCUGGGGGCCAGUCACUCGCUGGAGGCACAGAUUGGAAAGGGAAGGGUUCCUUGGAACCAAGGGGGUGCACUGGGACUUCAGCCUCCUCCCUCCGCCCACCCUCCCCAGGGAGGUGUAGGUGUGACCCAUUCAUUGCAUUCCUCUGAGUUCAAAACGAACUUAAGUGAGUUUUAAGCUUAAAAGCCCACGAGGUCUGGCCAGGAAGUCUGAUACCAAGAUUGGACCACAUGCACUGCUGUUCUCUUGUCCGGACCCAGAAGAGUAACAGUAAAAGCAGCAGGUGAUUUGUGGAGCAUCAACUCUGCGCCUGGCCCCAGGUUUACGGCCAUUAGCGCCUUGAAACCCCACAACUGCUCCACGAGGUGGGGGCUGUUAAGAUCCCUUUUCGCAGACGAGGAAACGGCGGUUCAGAGAAGUUCAACAAAGCGCCUGAGGCUUGCUGAAGGUCAGGCUUGGGGACAGGAGUGUGAGCGUACCUGGGGUCGAGAGCUCCACUGGAAAUCGUGCCCAGGGGCCCCGCCGUGGGGGUGGGAGACAUGCACGGGGCCGAGGUCACACUGAGUCAUCCCCUCUCUGUCCCGAGGGGCGCGCGGCCGCCGUCCUGGGUCCUGCGCGGGGAUGCCAAGGGGAGGGUGGCGCCGGAAGGGGCCGGCAGUCUCCCGGCUCCGCGGUGGGGCGGAGUGGGAGCCGUCCCCGCCCCAGCGGAACCGCGCCCCUACUUCCCCGGGCGCGAGGAGGCGGAGCCGGCAGGGAGCGCGGGUCCGGGUCCGGACCGUGGGGAUGUGAUGUGCCGGCUCCCAGGGCGCCUCCGCCCGCCCGGCCUCCCCGCACGCGACCGCCGGGCGCCAGCAGUCUCCCGAGAGACACGCGAUUAUCACCCUCCUGUUACAGCGGAGGAAACAGAAGCUUAGAUGGGGUGAUUACCUUGGUGGAGGGCUGGCACCCAGAAGGAGACAGAGACCUCUGGACUCCACAUGGCAGCUGCGGCCACUGAAGAUGCCAACUCCCUCCUAAGAAGUGGGCCCGCCUCCUACAGGAAACGACCUUCUCCACAGUGACCAGGCUGGUUUACCCCAGGGCCUCACCUGCCUUCUCUCACCGACAGCGGAAGCUUCCCACCGUGUUUAAGAGAUUUAAAACACACUUCCUCGGGGUGACAGAGUUAAUAAACCAGACGGCAGGACAUCAAAGCCUCCUAUCUUAUUUGAUAAUCUGAGUAUCGUUUAAAGGAGAAUAUGAAAGUAUUACUCAGGCUUCUUUGUUUCAUGACUUUACUGAUUCCUUCUCUGGAGACUGAUAAAUGUGAGGAACACGAAGAGAAAAUUACACUAGUUUCACCCGCACGUGAGAUCGACGCUCGCUCGUGUCCUCUCAUCACAAGUGUACACAAAGAGCCUAUAACUUGGUAUAAAAAUGACAGCGCGACGCCUGUAUCUACAGAAAGAGGAUCCAGGAUUCACCAGCACAAAGACAAGCUCUGGUUUGUUCCUGCUGAAGUGGAGGAUUCAGGAGCUUACUAUUGCUCAGUGAGAAAUUCAACUUACUGCCUAAAAAUUAAAAUAGUGGUAGAGUUUGUGCAGCAUGAGCCUAACUUGUGUUACAAUGAAAGGACUGUGUUUACCCAGAGACUGCUGACCGCAGGAGACGGGCAACUUGUAUGUCCUUACUUGGAUUUUCUAAAAGAUGAAAACAACGAGUUACCCCGAGUGCAGUGGUAUAAGGAUUGCAAACCUCUACUUCUUGACAACGUAAACUUUGCUGGAGUAACAAAUAAGCUGAUCAUCACAAAUGUGAACACAGCACACAGUGGGCACUAUAUGUGUCAUGCGUCGUACACACACUUGGGAAAGCAGUAUCGUGUCACCCGGGCGAUAAAGCUGAUUACUCUGGAGAAAUCCAGAAACACAAAACCUGAGAUUGUGAGUCCAGCUAAUGAGACAAUGGAAGUGGUCUUGGGAUCCUGGCUUCAAUUGAUCUGCAAUGUUACUGGCCGGCUAAGUAACUAUGUCUACUGGAAGUGGAAUGGGUCAAUGGUUAGUACAUAUACUCCUGUGCUAGAGGAAGACUUUAUCACAGUGGAGAAUCCUUUAAACAGAAGAAGGAGUACAGUCCUCGCACGGCUUAAUAUUUCGGCAGUGGAAAGUAAAUUUUUCCUGCAUCCAUUUACCUGUUUAGCCAAGAAUACAGAAGGAAUAAGCACAGCAUAUAUACAACUAAUACAUCCAGUCCCUGAUUUCCAGAAGCCCACAGUUGGUAUAUUCGUCAUGUUAACAUUGGUAAUUACAUGCUCUGUUUGCAUCUACAAAGUCUUCAAGGUUGACAUUGUGCUUUGGUACAGAGAUUCCUUCUAUGAUUUCCUCCCGAAAAAAGUUUCAGAUGGAAAGACGUAUGAUGCAUACAUACUAUGUCCAAAGACCCCUGGGGAAGGGUCCACCUGUAACUUGGAUAUUUUUGUGUUUAAAGUCAUGCCUGAGGUCUUGGAAAAACAAUGCGGCUAUAAGUUGUUCAUCUGUGGCCGAGACGACUACGUUGGGGAAAGCAUUGUUGAGGUUGUUAAUGAAAAUGUAAAGAAAAGCAGGAGACUGAUUAUCAUUUUGGUCCCAGAAACGUCAGGAUUCAGCUGGCCGGGGAAUUCAUCUGAAGAGCAGGUGGCCAUGUACAAUGCUCUCAUUCAGGAAGGAAUUAAAGUCGUCCUAUUGGAGCUGGAGAAGAUUCCAGACUAUGAGAAAAUGCCAGAAUCCAUUAAAUUCAUUAAGCAGAAACAGGGGGUCAUACGCUGGUCAGGGGACUUUAGAGAGGGGUCGCAGUCUAUGAACUCGAGAUUCUGGAAGAAGGUCAGGUACCACAUGCCAGUCCAGCGGCAGCGGCGUUUAUCCAAGCACCAGCUGCUGUCCCCGGCCACCCUGCUGGACUCUAAGGAGAAACGACCCAUGGAGAUCCAUGUGCCUCUUGGGUAGUGGAGAAGCUUGGCCAAGAGUUCCUUGGUGACUCCUGUCUUCGGGCACUGCAGGCUGGGCCUCACUGACUUGCACGGUCAUCCUACACACCUGUUUAGUCCCUUAUCCCUGAGGUCACCUGGGACCGGAUUAAGGGGGCAGGGUGUGGCGAAAGUUGCUCUGUGACCAGGGCAACUCCAGGCCGAGGGCUUGGGAAGUCCUUUAAGAAGGCGCUGGAUGCCCUGUCUGAAUGUUUGGACUGCUGAGAAAAGGCGCUGGGCAGCAAACCAGAGGAAUGCAUAUGCAGGUAAUAUUCACCAUCUAUAGACAGAUUUAGGAAGUCUCCCAGGGUCUGAGGGCAGGGCUGUGGCCCAGUCUGGGCACAGCAGGCCCUCGAGGGGUUCUCCUGGGCAUAGCUACUGGCAGACUGAGACCUGUACUUCCCAGAGGAUGUAGAAGCAUUCUUGGAGAACUUUCCGUCUGCCUUGCAUUUCCCAUACCUCUCGACAGACAGCUGGCAGUCACUUUCCAAAGAUGGAAUUUCAUUUCAUGGAACCUUUAAAACUGUCAUUUCAAUGAGCAAAGGAAUUCCCCUGACUCUUAAGGAUUUGAAAUAACCUUACCUUUCUGCAGGAGAGAGAGAAUUUUGGGAGCAAGAAUAGCAGAGUAUGGACCCACCUCUUAAUGCCUUCCCCCUGCAGUGACCACUUGGUUCCACCUUUAUUCUUCUGCCUAUUCCUGGACUCGUCACUUCUCUGGAAGGUCCACUUCCAAGUCACCUCCUCCUCUCACUCUGUCACACACACAGCCUACAGAUGAAACGUCUUUCUACGAUGCUCGGAUCUUAAAAUGCCCUUGCUAGACCGCCUCCAUGGGCUCCUCCUGGGCGAAAGCCCACUUCCGCCCAUGAGCAUCUGACACCUCUCAGUCCUGCUCUGCACACGCCCAGAUCGUUCACCUUCACACCUGUCCCCAGCCUCCCUCCAUCUCUGCCUCUCUUUCCCGUCUCCUCUGACCAGAAAUCCUCUUCACGUUUUCUCUAGCUGACCCAAAUUUUAUUAAAACUCAAAAUUUACUCCAAGUCCCUUUCCUCAAGAAACUGCCCUCAGGCACUUGUUCUGUUUCUGUCAGUCUGAUUGUAUUUAGGCUGUCUCUCCAGGAAGUUGCUUCUGCCUCCAGCUCCAAGCCCUGUUCUCUGCAGAAAAGGCAGGGGUGUCUCUUUGUUGGCAAUGCCUUCAGAAGAAAUUUGCACACAUAAUGUACACUGUGCUUUACUGUUCAAAAAUUUCCACAGGUUAUUUUAUUUUUUGAAAACCUUCGUUCAGUUUCCCUUUAACCUUUUCCUUUCAGGCCUUCCCCAUUAAUUAGAUUUUACUGCAUAAUCUGAUGGGAAUUUUUCUUCUUGGUCAGUGUGAGUGUUUAAGAAAAGUUUGCAAGUAUAGUGAAGUAUUCCAUUUCCAGUUGUUAAAACUGGCUUAGCAGAAUUUUUAUUUUCCCCCUUCUGCCUCUAUUUGCAGUAAAAGAGGGUAUUGAGCCAUUUUUCUAAUGAGUUUUUUGAUAAAUUAUAUUUGUACUGGUUAAUGAUUUAAAAAAAAACCUUGUUUAUAUAAUUCUGCAGCAGAUACCAAAUAUUUUUAUAUAGAAAGACACCAGAUUCAUGUACAGCACGUAUCAUUGAUCAAUGGACUGUACUUAUUUUCCAAUAAAAUUGUCAAAACCUGG
Molecule: messenger RNA, 4985 nt
Organism: Bubalus bubalis (water buffalo)
Lineage: Eukaryota; Metazoa; Chordata; Mammalia; Artiodactyla; Bovidae
Gene: IL1R1
Product: interleukin 1 receptor type 1
Exons: 14
Coding region: 1563-3284 (573 amino acids)
Biological process (GO): signal transduction; regulation of inflammatory response
Molecular function (GO): interleukin-1, type I, activating receptor activity
Source: RefSeq, a predicted model, not a curated record